Molecule: messenger RNA, 595 nt
Organism: Paramecium octaurelia
Lineage: Eukaryota; Ciliophora; Oligohymenophorea; Peniculida; Parameciidae
Source: the annotation of a GenBank genome assembly
AAUGUUUUAAGCAGAGAAAGGUGCUAAUGCUAUCCCUGGAUACACAGGGUAAUGAUUCUUAUUUAUUAUGAUUAGAUUUAUACCUAGUCAAGACUAUGAUCAAGAUUUAUUACAAAUUUAAGGCAAUAGAAAUCACAUUCCAAGUAUUUAGAUUAUGAUUAAUCUCCAGACUACGCAGGGUUUGUUCCAGGCAUUAAGUCAGAAAACCUAUUCGGAAAGACUUUCGGAAAAAUUACUUUACUUUCCAGCACUCAUGAACAUCAUAGAGGGUAUAAUCCCAAUAAUUAAUUCAAGAUCUGAUUUACCUGCAGACAUUAGGUACAAAAGCGAAGUGAAAGAGGCUUAUUGUGAUCAACGAGACUAAAGGGGAAGAGAUAUUAAUCUCUAUGGCAAAUUAGACUCAGAAACAUCAGUAACUGUUAUAUAUGCUAUUUUCCUAGAAAGCUCUUGCCUAUACUCUGUCCAAUCUGACCCACUUUGAAUAAACUAACACUCUUCCUAAAAGAAGUAAUUAGCUCUUUUUAUAUUCAAAGGUGACUCUAGGGAGAGACAGAGUAAUUUAACCUAUGAAGAAGCUUUACAAAAAUUAAAAUGA